Ochlerotatus camptorhynchus is the source of this 4692-nucleotide messenger RNA. Its product is annotated as leukocyte receptor cluster member 8 homolog. The record is from RefSeq and is a predicted model, not a curated record. The transcript is spliced from 5 exons. The coding region runs from base 164 to 2752 and encodes 862 amino acids. Gene Ontology annotation, cellular component: nucleus. NCBI's taxonomy places the organism in Eukaryota, Metazoa, Arthropoda, Insecta, Diptera, Culicidae.
GUCGAUGUGAUUUAUACGCAGUGCAGUGAAGUUUUUCAAGUGUUAAUUUCUCGGUAAAAAAUAAAUUUUCAUUCGCGGAAAUAUCGUUAAACGAUAACGCGUUAGGGUUGAAAUUGCUGAGCGCUAGCGCUACGCAGUUAGAAGUGUUUGGUGUCACCGUGUGAUGAGUGGUGAUACAGCCGUAAGUACCGCGUUGCCCGUAAGUUGCAUGAACCUGCAAGACAAGUCCAUCAACAAUUCUCCGCCGAACGGAUUUUCCGGAAACAAUCCGUACGGGAUGGCAUACCAACAGUAUGCGCAGUACUGCAAUGCAUACUACCAGCAGUUGCAGUUCAAUUCCGGGGGGUCAAUUCCUACCAAUGUUCCGCCUCCGCCGCUUUCGACAGCAGGAGCGGGUGCCGGCGGCUCUCCCGGUGGUAACGCUCCACCAGGCUUUACCAGUGCAUCGAUGUCAGCAGUCGCGAAUGCCGGAGAUGGCCAAUCCGAAUCAUCGUCGCCGUCGUCAGGUAGUUUAAUGAACAAGUCAUCAUUUUUUAGCUCUCCACAUCAACAGCAGCAGCAGGAAGGAAACAUGCCGGGAUUCAAACAAGCGCCGAGUCAGUUCGGACCGAUUCGUUUCAAUAUCAACAAACAGCCGCAAAGAGUGAGCCCACUGGUUCAAAGCAAUCCGUUGACAAAUGGAAUCCCGCAACAGCAGCAGCAGCAACCACAACCACAACCACAACAACAUCCGAAUCAACAGUCGUUCAAUCAGAAUAACCCGAAUAACCAGAUGAGCAAGCGGAAGAAGAAGAAGAACAAGAACAAUAUGAAUAACAACAUGGCAAAUCAGGCUCAGAACAAGCAGAUGUUCAACAAUGGAGGUAUUCCGCCAUUGAUGCCGCCGAGUGGAGGUGCAAGCUUUCCUCCACCGGUGCAGGUGCCUGAUUUGAGUAAGCCUCCGCCACCAAUUCCCGCCCAGCCGGGUAUUGGAGGAACCAUCAGUACCAUCAUUCCCCCACCGCCAGUUUCGAAGAAGCCUGAUCCCUUCAACAACCCAACCGACGCUUGGCCGGAAAGCUUGAACAACUUUGUCGCGCGCUGUUAUGCCAAAUGCAAGACAGAUUUCGAUAAAGAUCAGAUCGAUAUUUGCCUUAAAGGGCGUAUCACAGCUGCAGCGAACAAGGGUGAACUGUGGACAAAAGACUGGGACAACGAACCGGUGCCAAGUGUGCACAGCGAACGUGCCCUGUUGAAUAUGAAUAACAAGUCCAAACAGUCGGGAAUCGUCGGAAGCAUCAGUCAGUAUCAGAACAACAAUAGCAACAACAACAACAACAAUAACCGUAGAAGUAGCAGUCCGUCCAAUGGAUUCGGCCGAACUAGUCAAAACUUUGCGCAGAGGAAGAGUAGUGGUGGCAUUGCAGCGGGAAUUUCCCAUUCGCUUGGGUCUCGCCUGGGAAACAAGUCCGGAUCGAAAAAGUCUCGUUCGUCUCGUUCGCAUUCCCGAUCUCCCUCAAGCCGUUACAGUCGAAGCCGACGUAGUCAUUCUUCCAGUUCGGAAUCGCGAUCUCCUCGCCGUAAGCGUCGCUCGUCCGACAGCAGUGAAGACAGUCGCAACUCCUCCGGAAAGUCGUUCAAGACCAAAAAUCAGAAACCAAAUCAGAAAAAUCACAAGUCCAACAACAGCAAUAAUAAAAAUCAAAAUCAGAAAAGAUCCGGAUUCUAUUCGGAGCAUGGUCAGAUUGGUGGCGCUGUAGAUGGUGAUCAGGAAGCGCUGAAGAAACGUGCAGCCCGGUUCAACAACUCCACCGCCAAGAAAAUCUCGCCUCCCAGCUUCGCUUCGUCGCCGAUCAAGAAACGUCUCCAGAUGCCCACGCCGUCCCGAUUGUUUAUCGAUGAUGCCGCCGGCGAUGGGGACGGCGGGCUGGAUCUGUUCGACCUGCACAUCGUGGGAACGUGUCGGGAUAUGGAAAAGAGCUUCCUGCGACUGACGAAAGCCCCCGCUCCAUCCGAAGUGCGACCCGUGGAAGUUUUACGCUAUUCGUUGCAGAACGUGAAGAACAAGUGGGUCGAUAAGCAGGAUUACUACUACGCAUGUGAUCAGCUGAAGUCCAUCCGACAGGAUUUGACGGUCCAGGGCAUCCGGGACGAGUUCACCGUGCAGGUCUAUGAAACGCACGCCCGCAUCGCCAUGGAGAAGGGUGAUCACGAGGAGUUCAACCAAUGUCAAACGCAGCUCAGGAUGCUGUACUCCGAGGUGGGAGGCGAGAAUAUAUUGGAGUUCAUCGCUUACCGGAUUCUGUACUACAUUUUCACCAAGAACACGCUCGAUCUGACCACCAUUCUGAAAGCCCUUACCGCGAAAGAACGGGAACAUGAAGUGAUAAUCUUUGCUCUCAAGCUACGUUCGGCCUGGGCCCUGGGCAAUUACAGCAGAUUCUUCAAUCUGUACCGUACAGCCCCACUGAUGGCCGGUUAUCUGAUUGAUUGGUUUAUCGAGCGUGAGCGCAAGUUCGCCUUAAAAAACAUUAUCAAAGCUUAUCGUCCCAAUUGUCCGGUGGACUAUGUCAGUCAAGCGUUGGCCUUUGAGAGUGUGGACAAAUGUUUCGACUGGUUAUCGACGUUCGAAUUGACCUUUGUUACCAAGCAAGAAAUGAUGGCCCCUGGCGUCUCGGAGGAUGGUGCUGCUGCUGCUGCUGCUGUCUCUAGGAGUGUUGUGACGAGAUUCAUCGACUGCAAAACCAGCAUGAAUGUGUUGACCAACUUCUAAGUCAAUCCUCCUUCCGUCAGCUGAACAAAAAACACACGAAGGAGCCUCCUUCGUAAUCCACGGGCGCGUCAUUGUCCUCCUCGUCGUUGACCUGGCUAUCCGCUCUCUCACUCGACUGACUGCCCUGUUUCGUUGAUCAGUUCGAUUCGUUUGCCAUUUUCGGAUUCGCUACACGGAGGAAGAAGCCUUUGCCAGGUCUGUGAAAGUACAACCAUUAGCUGACUGAGGAAGGGGACGGGAUUCGUUUUAGAAUUCCUCUCCGAGCAAGUGGAUUGGAUGCGCUGGGAUUGCUGAAGCUGAAGGAGGUGGUUGGCCAUCGAGGAAGAAGAUCGAAUGUGUUUAAGUGUUGCGUAAUUAUAAUUUAAUGAACUCUGUCGAUUUGCACGGAAAAGAAAUGAACUUUGAGGACGGCGACGGCGACGAAGUGCCCGUACGUUAAGCCUUGUGGGGAUCGUCAUCGGAGGAUCCGGAUACCUGGACGUAACGCGAGGGACGAGGAUGGAUCGAACGCUCGAGGAUUCACGGAAGAUCAAGAGCAGCCAAAGUCUGGAAGAUAUGGGCAACGGACUUGCAGGAAGCCCGGUGUAUUCACCACUAGUUCACCCGAACGAACCCGAAAGUCAAGGAUCUCGGGCUGCCUAACUAAGCAAUUGCCAGGCAUGAAUCGGAAUGGGGACAAAUUGGAUGCGAAGAUAGGAGCCAAAAUGAAACAAUUCCAUGUCAAUGCUACCUAUUCAAGCUACCUGAUAAACUGAUACAACGUCCAACAUCGAUGUCAGCUACUUAAUCGAGUUGGACCACUUUCGGGUACCCAUGGAUGUACGGGAUAUUCCUCCCGUUCCCGAGAAAUUGCUGCUCUAGGACCACUGGACGGAAACACUACCCUACUAAGAUCCUACCACAAGGCUAGCGGCUCUGUGCAGAACAUCGAUCGGAUCAUUGAUUAGCGCGACGCGUGUGUAUGUGGGAAAGAAUUUGUUCAAUGAUACUGAUACAGGAACUCUACCAAUUGCAUCAUCGCUCUUCCGAAGGAAACUUUGGGAGAGCGCCGUGCUUGUAAAUAUUGACCCCAUCGGUCUGCCAACUUAUCAUAAUCUCAAGUGUAGUGAAAAAAAAAACAACUUUAGCUUUAAUUUAGUGAGAAGAGGAUUCAACUGAACUUACCGAGUGCCUAGGUGUAAAUAUUUGAAAAAUGAACUGAUCUGCUAGGAACAAUUUUACUAGUGCUCGAAGAUGGGGUUUUCCGGUUGCAUUUUUGAUUUUACACGUGUCGAUGUCCCCCACAUUGGGUCGAUGGGCAUCCAAGGUGAUCGGGGAAGAAUUUGCAGGUCAAGCUGAGGCCCGUCAACAGAAGCUAGCACUGAACGAUCAACGCCUGAUCGAUGUGCACUCCUACUAAGGCAGUGGGUUAGGUUACUGAAAGAAACAUUCAUUUUCCUGAACAUCCCAAAUCAAUCCAUCCGUAAGCAGUGCAACAUCCCUUUCCUUACGAUCCCAUCUAAGCAACUCUGAACAAUCCUGUCUUCAGCCAAUCCCAUCCUACGUCGAUUCCCGUCCCAAUUUGAACCAUAACUUGUCAAGUCGAAAACACGAAAUGGGAAGCACCUGGACCGUGAACCACAAUGCUGCCAAGCAACUAGCGGCUGUGAGGAGGAACUGAAAGAAAAACCUGGACUCUAUUUCAAUCAGUUAUUUUUUUUUGUUUUGCUUUAGUUUGGUUUUUAUCAUCGUUUGUUUUUUUUUUCCGUUAACUAGUUGUAGUUGCAAAAUAUACGAUUUUUAAUUAAAGAACCUGCUAGAAUGCCAAUUCCUGCGUAGGCCAAUGAAAGUCAGAGCAUCUAUUAAUUUCGUUAAAGGAAGGUCACCCCGGCUCCCUUCGAGAAGUAGCAUUGGACCGUUCGAUCCGGAUGAGAUUAAAUAAAUAUUCGUCAUGAUUAAAA